AUGCCCCUGAAGGCAGCUGAAAGGGAUGUGUAUGAGUUUUUCUCACAAGCUGGAAAGGUGAGGGAUGUACGUCUGAUCAUGGACCGAAAUUCAAGGAGAUCGAAAGGAGUUGGGUAUAUUGAAUUUUAUGAUGACAUGUCUGUCCCAAUGGCCAUUGCCUUAUCUAGACACUUACUGCUUGGGCAGCCUGUUAUGGUUAAACCCUCACAAGCUGAAAAGAAUCUUGUUCAAUCAAAUACUGUUACUGGUGGAGCAGGUGUUACUGGACUAUAUGCUGCCUCAGAAAGGAAAUUGUAUGUUGGAAAUCUGCACUUCAACAUGACAGAAUUACAGCUUAAACAGAUUUUUGAAGUUUUUGGUCUAGUUGAGCUUGUGCAGCUACCUACCAAUCCAGAAACAGGACAUUGCAAAGUUUUUGGCUUUGUUCAAUUUACUCAACUUGAACAUGCUAAGGCAGCACAGAGUUUGAAUGGAAAAUGCAGAGAUUGCUGGUCGAACAAUCAAGGUUUCAUCUGCUACUAUCAUCCUUAG
This is a messenger RNA of Ipomoea nil (Japanese morning glory), 531 nucleotides long. Its product is annotated as RNA-binding protein 39-like. The transcript has a single exon. Gene Ontology annotation, molecular function: RNA binding. NCBI's taxonomy places the organism in Eukaryota, Viridiplantae, Streptophyta, Magnoliopsida, Solanales, Convolvulaceae. Bases 1 to 531 code for a protein of 176 amino acids. Gene Ontology annotation, cellular component: nucleus. Gene Ontology annotation, biological process: mRNA processing. The record is from RefSeq and is a predicted model, not a curated record.